AUGGGUGUGGUGAUGGGGAGAGAUGAGAAGGUGAACAUCCCUGAUAUGUACAUCAAGUUGGUGAUAGAUCUUGACAAGCUCUGGAAGUUCCAUUGGGGUCUUCACUCGUAUGACUUCCUUCUAAGUUCCAUUGAGAAGGCUAGGAAGAAGUUGGGUAAGAAGGACAUCUACAUUUUUGAGGGUUUCUCAUAUGCUUUCCAGAUUUGGAUUAUGGAAGCAAUUCCUGAUUUUGGAGAAAUAUGUGGGAGACAAGUCUCUGGCAGCUUCGUCGAUCCAAGGUGUGGCAAUUGGAAAGGAGUUGCAAAUGUUUCUUAUGAAGACAUCAUUGAGCUUGAGGACUCCUUAACUAAGAAGGGUGACUUGUUCUCGGUUAUUUCAGAGACUGGUAAUGGUGAUAUGUUUCUGCAUGUUGACUAUACAAGGAAGGGUGAGAUGGAAGAUGAACGAGUGGACCUUCUUCUAGAUAGGAUUAGACAGAAGUUUGAUUGGAGCAACACAGAAUGGCCAGUUUUAGAGCCUGAAGAGCCUGAAAUGGAGAAAUGGUGUAAUAUUAUGUAA
This is a messenger RNA of Brassica oleracea var. oleracea, 558 nucleotides long. RefSeq lists its product as uncharacterized. The coding region runs from base 1 to 558 and encodes 185 amino acids. The transcript has 2 exons. The record is from RefSeq and is a predicted model, not a curated record. Lineage: Eukaryota; Viridiplantae; Streptophyta; Magnoliopsida; Brassicales; Brassicaceae.